Molecule: messenger RNA, 2062 nt
Organism: Triplophysa dalaica
Lineage: Eukaryota; Metazoa; Chordata; Actinopteri; Cypriniformes; Nemacheilidae
Exons: 4
Coding region: 775-1863 (362 amino acids)
Source: RefSeq, a predicted model, not a curated record
GUAAGAAUAUCAUAUUACACGUGAUAUUUGACUGCUAGACGAGGCUAUUUUUAAUAUAUAAGUUUCACGCGCAUCUUCACGGUGCCGCGCGCAUUGUUUAGGCGCCGAAACCGCAAUUACCAUCAGUCCGCCAGCUAGUGACAGAUAAUAUCGCGUGUACCCGUGUACUGUUAAGGUCGUGGCAAGACAAUAAUGUGAACAUAAGUUAAUAACUAUUUUCAGCAAGCGAUAGUCCUUCUGUUUUUGAGUGUGUUGCUGCUGUUUGUGUUAAGCGCCCUUAGCUGUAACUUUUACUCAAACAAAGUUAAGGUUAUGUACAUAAUAUUUACCGAAUGAACUCUGCAAGUUUUUAUUAAACCUUUACAAACGUAUUUUCAUUAUAGUUUGUGGAAGAAGUGCAGUGAGCAUCCCCCAAAACCAAGAUGACUCAAAUGUUAAUUUAGGCUGUAACCUAUUUUUCUCCAUUUCUUUUAUUUUCUAAUUCCAUUUCUAAUUCAUUAGCAUAUACAUCUAGCCUUACACUAUCUCUUGAGCUAAUAUUUUUGAAUAACAAGUUAACGUUAGCCACCCUCUAAAGUGGAACAACAUGGUUUCUGUGUUGUCAGAUAAAUUCAUUUAAAUGUUUAUAAAGAGCGGAAGCAGACACAUUCUAUGUGAUUUCAUAAUAUCAAAGCAUAAAGCAGAUAAUACCCCACCUGUAUUUUGAAAUCUGAUAAUAUUGUUAUUUGCACUCUUGUUCUAGAUCAAUUAUUUUAGGCAGUCAGCAGUGAAUGUAUGGACACUGAAGACUUUGAUCUUUUUUGCAAAGUGAGUUGUAAUGGUAUCUAUAUUACCCAGUCGUUGCCAAUUAUUUUUGCUUGUCUUAAAGAGCCUGGAAGUGUGAGUGGAUGGUAUGGAUGGAAAAUGAGCCUGAAAUUUAAAAUGGGGGAUUAUCGUGGCAAGCUGUCAAGAUCUGGAUGUUUGGAGGUGUCUGUCAACGCAGGUAAAAGGAGCAAAAAUUACCCUGACAAAGAGCAUCCACACUCCAACAUAAAAAGAGCCAGACGAGCUGAAGUGAACUUCCUUCCAAACUUGCCCAAGGAAGAAAGUCAGGCCAGUUUGGAAGAAAUGAGACUGCAGAUUAUGGACGAAGUUCAGAAGAGUCAGCAAAACCUACGCUUGAUAGAAAAGCUAAUGCAAAAGACCUUUGCCAUUCGUCGCCUGGAGAUAAUUCAGGAAAACCCACAGGUGAAGGACUUCUUGGGGAAAUGGCCGGCUUUACGGAUUGAAUCACAGCUUUGUGCUGAGUUCCAACGCAUCACAAACGUCAACCUACGGAACCAGUUCUAUGCUGUGCUUGACCAACAUACACCUAGACUGAUGGCUUUGUAUAGACAGAAGGCGGCACGAACCGGAAAGAUAUCAGAGGCGCUGCGUGACAUCUUAAAGAUUUAUGAACUCCAGGAAGUGCACGAUGUCAAUAUGAAGCGUACUUUAGCCCUUCGUGCCCUCCCGGUAUACCUGCGUGAGGAGGACCCACAGUUCUUCAAAACCUGGAAUGUGGAGGAGUCAGAUGAGCCAGGCAUCAUUGACACUCCUGUUGCUCUCGUCACAGCAGUCACAGAGGACACUGCAGAUCCAGUUAAUUUCAGUCCUGCAAGUAUUUGUAUUGUUGUGGAAGACGAUGUUACGAUGAGUGAUAUUCCUAACUUGGCUGAUGCAUUUGCAUUGUUGAUUGGGUUGAUGUAUGCAUUGCAUUUGGACUAUCCCAAGAAACUCAUUAACACUUUUACUUUUAUCCAGAAAAUCAUAAUGGGUCUUGAUGAUGGUAAAGCACUUAAACCCCGCCUACUGAGUCUCAAAAAUGACCUGUUAAUGGAAUAGUAGGAUAACUUAACAGUUGUGUUUACAAAAAAAUACACAUUUCUUUUUUUAUAUUUUGUUUUUUUAGGUUUUUACAAAAAGGAUAGAUUUGAUGUCCUGAUUUUGUGUUUUGAUAAAUUUAUUUAUUUAUUUACUUUUUAUUUGAUUGAUGGUCAUGGCUGUUAAUAAUGCUGCUUUAAUAAAGUUUUAUUUUAAGAUG